Messenger RNA from Penicillium cinerascens, 810 nucleotides. RefSeq names its product putative GINS DNA replication complex subunit Sld5 (gene sld5). Bases 1 to 810 code for a protein of 269 amino acids. Lineage: Eukaryota; Fungi; Ascomycota; Eurotiomycetes; Eurotiales; Aspergillaceae. The record is from RefSeq and is a predicted model, not a curated record. Gene Ontology annotation, cellular component: GINS complex. Gene Ontology annotation, biological process: double-strand break repair via break-induced replication; DNA-templated DNA replication. The transcript has 2 exons.
AUGGACAUCGACGACAUUCUCGCCUCCGUCGAUCGCGGCGCGGGCGCAAGCCCCGAGUCCACCGCGCUAGACCACCAGCAACUAACACGGUUCUGGGUCGCCGAGCGCGCCGUGUCAGAAGUCCUACCAUGGCCCGCGCCAUUGAUGGAGCGCGUAAUGGAUCGCGUCAGGAUGCAGAUCGAAACAAUCGAAGACCUAGCCUCCUCAUCAGGAGACACCGGAACACCCACCAACGCAACACACAACCCAAACCUAAACCUCCGCCUCUCAAUCCUACAAACCGACCUCGCACGCACCCAAUACAUAAUCCGCUCUCUCCUCCGACAACGCCUCGCCAAACUCACAAAGCACAGCAUGCACUACCUCGUCCAACUAGCAUCACGCUCCAAAAGCCCAUUCUCCCAAUCCCAGUCUCAAUCGCAAUCGCAAAACCCAAAUAUGAUGCCCGAAGACUCAGUCCCCGACAUCUCGGCCGUUGACAACGUCAGCCCGUUAUCGGAGCAGGAAUCCAGCUUCGUGCACGCGCACCAGACACUGCUAGCGGGUCAUUACGGGGGCUCAUUUAUGGGGUCGUUUCCGCGGACGUUGAGGCGGUUGGAUGAUAAUGCGGGUGGGACUAGUAUGGUGCAAGGGCCGGAGACCAAGGAAGUGGUUUUUGCGCGUUGUUUGGGCGUUGAGGUUCCUGUUUUUGUGGGGGGAGAAGAUGGGGAGGAGGAGGUCGGGGUUACGAUGCGGAUGGGGGAUGUCUGGGUUGUUAGAUGGGAGGGGGUUAGGAGGGCUUGGGAGAGAGGGGAGGUCGAGUUAUUAUGA